AUGUCCAUGACAGAUACUGCAAACCUCUUUACUGAAAGCCAUAGUGUGAUCAACGGCACCCAAAUGUGUGAUGGUAGCGAAAUUACUUUGGUAGAAAUACAUUCAUUAUUGACCCAAAUGAAUUCCAAAUUGACAAAUAUGGAAUCCAAAAAUAACUGUUUGGAAGUUCGGUUGACCGAAAUUGAAAAGAAAAUUUCAGCUAUGGGUGAAAUCCAAACAGCAGUAAACACAGUAUCCUCCCAGGUCCAAAUGAUGACAGAAGAAAUGAAGACUAUCAAAAAUGAUCAGAAAGAGCUAGAAUCUAACGUGUGUUCUCUGGGCAAUUUAUUUGAUUCAGUAAAAGACGCAGUAGGAUCCAACACGAAGCAGAUAAGUGAAAACGGAAUGAAGCUGGUUGAAAUCAGAGAGGGAAAAGGUCAGCAAGAUCAGAAGACCAGGGAAGAUACACAUACAUUGAAUGAGGCAAGUGUCAACCUACGGGAAUCGAUGACUGAUCUCAAAGCUCGCUCCAUGAGGGACAACUUGAUAUUCAGUGGUAUAUGGGAAGAGAAAAACGAAGACACCGAAGCAGUGUUACAAGAAUUUAUUUAUUGCAAAUUCAAGUCUGGUUACGAAAUUUCGUUUGAGAGAGUCCAUAGGAUGGGGAAGUGGAGCGAAUUUAACGAAUUCCCCCGCAAUAUAGUGGCUAAGUUCUCUUUCUUUAAAGACCGAGAGUUCAUACGGACACGUGCACCCCAAAAGUUAAGCGGCACUCGUAUCUGGGUCAAUGAGCAAUACCCCCCAGAGAUCGAAGAAAAAAGGAAGAAGUUAUAUCCCGUCAUCCGACAAGCCAGGAAGGAUCACAAAAAAGUCAAACUUGUUCGGGGACACUUGAUACGUAGACGGCAAAGUUUACAUUCCACCGCCUGA
Molecule: messenger RNA, 909 nt
Organism: Saccostrea cuccullata (small rock oyster)
Lineage: Eukaryota; Metazoa; Mollusca; Bivalvia; Ostreida; Ostreidae
Exons: 1
Coding region: 1-909 (302 amino acids)
Biological process (GO): retrotransposition
Cellular component (GO): ribonucleoprotein complex
Molecular function (GO): single-stranded RNA binding
Source: RefSeq, a predicted model, not a curated record